Molecule: messenger RNA, 438 nt
Organism: Phycomyces blakesleeanus NRRL 1555(-)
Lineage: Eukaryota; Fungi; Mucoromycota; Mucoromycetes; Mucorales; Phycomycetaceae
Exons: 2
Coding region: 1-438 (145 amino acids)
Source: RefSeq, a predicted model, not a curated record
AUGAAUAAUACAGAUUAUACAAUUCUCCAGAUACUUCAGGGCAUGCAAGAAACACUUUUUGCAUUGCAAAAAGGCCAGGAAGAACUUCAGGUUGGACAAGACGCACUCAAGAAAGGUCAAGAAGCACCCCGGGAUGAACAAGCAUUGCUUAGGCAGGAGAUUGCCAAUGUUUGUAAAGAUAUGAAUGGCCAAGAAAGCCCAGAGCUGACAAUAGUACAUAACAAUCUUGGUGGAGCAAUUCCAAGACCAGUACCAAAUAUCAAAGAUAUAACUUUGGUACAUAUCUACAGAAUGAUGAGCCACAAUCUUGGGGUUGAGCUAGAUAAAGGAAACAAGGCAAUCCUUCACACUUGUACAGGCCUUGUCUGCAAUGAGCUGGCCACUCUUCCUUCUGUGCAAGCUCUGGAACAAUAUCUAAACUGGAGUGCAAUUUCUUAA